GCAUUUGUUUUCAUUUAAAAUCAUAAAUUAUUGUUAUUAGCAAAGCCAAUUGUUAAAGCUACAUCAUGAAACUGAGCACAUACAAUUUUCUAACCUCAAUGGCCAUUAAGGGCGUGAAAGUUGGUUAUCCACUGAAACUGACGAUUAGCAAAAAGGAUGUGGUUGAGAGCGAAUUUAAUCCAGUAUUUAUAGAGCGACUGCUGCCCAAGCUGGACUGGUCAGCCGUCUAUGGUGCCGCCCAGGUGGCGGAACUUGCCGAAGAUAUUCCCGCAACGCAACCCGAGAAUAUUAGCGAUGAUGAGCAGUUGUUGCAGAGAUUGCAUCAUUUGCUCUUUGAGAUCGAUGUGCUCGAGGGUCAGAUGGAGUGCCCCGAAACGGGACGCAUCUUUCCCAUCACCGAUGGCAUACCCAACAUGCUGCUAAACGAGGACGAAGUUUAAACUACAUUAAAAAAAUUAGUUUUAUAGUUUUAAAUAUCGAUUUAUGUAUUUUUCA
This is a messenger RNA of Drosophila grimshawi, 495 nucleotides long. RefSeq names its product multifunctional methyltransferase subunit TRM112-like protein (gene Trmt112). The coding region runs from base 66 to 440 and encodes 124 amino acids. Gene Ontology annotation, biological process: peptidyl-glutamine methylation; tRNA methylation; rRNA (guanine-N7)-methylation. Lineage: Eukaryota; Metazoa; Arthropoda; Insecta; Diptera; Drosophilidae. The transcript is spliced from 3 exons. Gene Ontology annotation, molecular function: protein heterodimerization activity. The record is from RefSeq and is a predicted model, not a curated record.